Messenger RNA from Oryctolagus cuniculus (rabbit), 2503 nucleotides. RefSeq names its product guanylate-binding protein 5. Lineage: Eukaryota; Metazoa; Chordata; Mammalia; Lagomorpha; Leporidae. Gene Ontology annotation, molecular function: GTP binding; GTPase activity. The record is from RefSeq and is a predicted model, not a curated record.
GGUUUCCCUGUGCUGCACAGUUAACUGUUGGUGGGGAGUUGGUGUGAUGUGGGGAGGAGAGGGGAUGGGGAAUCCCAGGAGGUGGGUAAGGAUGAAGUACAUUAGAAAUCAUUUCAGCUACACUCACACUGGGCACAGCAGUUAGAACUCUCAUUAGUUCUCGUCAAAGCAGUUUCUUAUCAAGUCCUCGUCUAAGCUGAUUCCUUGUCUGCUCUGAAAGAUCUCUGCUCCCCGCUGAUUUUAUUGCUCCAGUUAAGACAAAGUAACGUCCUGGACAUGGCCUUGGAGAUCCUCAUGGCAGAACCCGUGUGCCUCAUUGAGAACACCAGUGAGCAGUUCAUGGUCAAUGAGGAGGCCGUGCAGAUCCUGUCGGCUGUUACGCAGCCCGUGGUGGUGGUAGCUAUCGUGGGCCUCUACCGCACGGGCAAGUCCUACCUCAUGAACAAGCUGGCUGGGAAGAAGACGGGCUUCUCAGUUGGGUCCACCGUGCAGUCUCACACCAAGGGCAUCUGGAUGUGGUGUGUGCCUCAUCCAGAGAAGCCUGACCACACCCUAGUUCUGCUUGACACAGAAGGUCUGGGUGACGUAGAGAAGGCUGAUGACAGCAAUGAUAUCAAGAUCUUUACACUGGCGAUCCUAUUGAGUAGUACCUUUGUGUACAAUACCAUGAGCAAAAUUGAUCAGGGAUCUAUGGACCUACUGAACAAUGUGACAGAACUGACAGAUCUGCUGAGGGUGAGAACCUCACCUGACCCAGAUGUGGGUGAAGACGCUGCUGGCCAUGUGAGCUUCUUUCCAGACCUGGUGUGGACUCUGAGAGAUUUCUUCCUAGACCUUCAAAUAGACGGGCAGCUCAUCACAGCAGAUGAAUACCUGGAGAACUCACUGAAGCUGAAAGAAGGUGAUGAUCAAAGAACUCAGUCCUACAAUUUGCCCCGUAAGUGUAUAAAGAAGUUCUUUCCAACAAGAAAAUGCUUUAUCUUUGACUCACCCACUGACUUGAAGAAGCUUUCCCAACUUGAGACACUGAGUGAUGAUGACCUGGAACCUCUAUUUGUGCAACAAGUGGCAGAAUUCUGUUCCUACAUCUUUAAUCAUUCUAUGACCAAGACUCUUCCGGGAGGCAUCAAGGUCAAUGGACCUCGUCUAGAGAGCCUGUUGCUGACCUACGUCAAUGCCAUUAGCUGUGGGGAUCUGCCUUGCAUGGAAAACGCAGUUCUGACCUUAACCCAGAAGGAGAACACGGCUGCUGUGCAAAAGGCCAUUGCCCACUAUGACCAGCAGAUGAGCCAGAAGGUGCAGCUGCCCACAGAAACCCUCCAGGAGCUGCUGGACCUGCACACUGCUUCUCGGAGAGAGGCCAUCGGAGUCUUCAUGAAGGACUCCUUCAAGGAUGUGGAUCAAAAGUUUCAGAAGGAAUUAGAGGCACUACUGGAUGCAAAGCGUGAUGACUUUUGUAAACGGAACUUGGAAGCCUCAUCGGAUCUUUGCUCAGCUCUGCUUCAGGAUAUUUUUGGUCCCCUAGAGAGCAGUGAGCAGGGGACUUAUUCGAAACCAGGAGGUCACAAUCUCUACCUUCAGAAGACAGAAGAGCUGAAGGCAGAGUACUAUCAGAAGCCCAGGAAAGGGAUACAGGCUGAGGAAGCUCUGCAGGAGUAUUUAAAGUCCAAGGAGUCUGUGAGUGCUACAAUUCUGCAGACAGACCAGGCUCUCAGAGCCAGAGAGGAGGAGAUGAAAGAGGCACGCAGGCAAGCGGAGGCUGCAAGGGCUGAAGCAGAAAGGUUGGAGGCCAUUCAACGGGAGAACCAGCGGCUGAUGGAGGAGCAGGAGAGGCGCCACCAGGAAGAGGUGCGACAAAUGGAGAUGAACAGAGCACGGAUGUUGCAAGAGCAGCAGAGGGCCAAGGAGCGCCGGCUCCAGGAAGAGGCUCAGAGGCUGAAUGCAAUACACCAAGCUGAACAAGCACGACUUCAGGAGGAGCUCCGUAGACUCCAGCAAGUUUCUCGACCUCCAAAUGAUGAUUGCAUCUUACUCUAACACGGUGAACACCAGACUUUCUUUUCCACCAAAGAGACAAAGGAACAAAAACACUGUAGACACUUAGAAAUCUACACUUAAACAAGCUAGUAAUUACUACACUGAUGUUUUCUAUCGAGUUAUAAUGUUGUGGUGCUGAUUAUACAACAAGGGUGAUUUUAUCACUGCCUUCAUUUACGGAUGAUACUAGGCUACAUGAGAGGCAGCUUUCUCCUGCAUCCCAGUGCCACCUGUCUAGUCUUCCCUAUUUCUCUCAAGGACAUUUUCAGUUAUGGAGAGGGUCAGUCAUGUAUAGUCAGGUCAGUCACAUAGAAGGUCAGUCACAUAGGCUCAGUCAAGUAGAGCUUAACCAAUCAAACCUGGGAUUAGCUGGACAUCACUCCUGUUGGUGGGCAUGUGUUGGAUACAUGUACAGUUCUCCUGGGUGGAGGCCUGUUCAAGGGGGCUGACGUGGCUCUUCAGCUGA